AAAGCCACACACAGCGUUUCAUCUCCCAACUAGAGAGCACAUCCACAAACACUGAAGAUGCUGUUGUCGCGUGGACUCCAGUUUGCCAUCAGUCCUCUCAUGGAUGUGUACUGGCCUGUCCGCAUGCUGUGGCCACAGGUCAGACCACUGCUCUGCCAAGAUCUCCUGCAGAGAAACCUGAAGGAGCUGCGCAGCAACGUGGAGCUGAUGGAGAAACUUCAGCACAAGAUCCUGGAGGAGACAGAGCCUUUUAAAACCGCUGCAGCCCUGCAUCCAGUGUCCUUCCAGCUGCAGAAACAUGGAGAGCACUUUGGCGUGACGCUGGACACUCAAGACUUUUCCCCUGAGGAGCUGUCUGUCAGGCAGGUGGGCAGGAAGCUGAGAGUCAGCGGGAAGACAGAGAAGAAACAGGAGGAUGAGAAUGGGUUUCGCUCUUACAGACUCCAGGAGUUCAGACAAGAGUUUAACCUGCCUGACGGCGUGAACCCUGAAGACAUCACCUGCUACCUGGAUCCAGAUGGGAAACUCCACAUCACAGCAGCCAGAGCUCCGUGUGUGGAGGAGGUUGGGAGAGAGCUGAGUAUUAAGAGGAGCCUGGAGGAGAAAACACAGCAGAAUGUGAGUUCGUGCGCAGAAGGAAGCACCACAAAGACAGACAACAGCACACAGGACAAACCUGAAAGCAUCGAAUGAUAUACAUGUUGUUGUUCCAAAGCUGCUUAUCUGUUUAAUAAAAGUGCUCAGUGAUGCUCAUGUAUGAUUCUGUACACAUGUACUUGUGUUAAACCAGAAUUUUCAACAAAUAUAUUAAAUGUUUGGCUUUGUCCUUGGA
Messenger RNA from Stegastes partitus (bicolor damselfish), 832 nucleotides. RefSeq names its product heat shock protein 30-like. Gene Ontology annotation, biological process: response to heat; protein refolding. The coding region runs from base 58 to 693 and encodes 211 amino acids. Gene Ontology annotation, cellular component: nucleus; cytoplasm. The transcript has a single exon. Lineage: Eukaryota; Metazoa; Chordata; Actinopteri; Pomacentridae. The record is from RefSeq and is a predicted model, not a curated record.